Molecule: messenger RNA, 1928 nt
Organism: Nasonia vitripennis (jewel wasp)
Lineage: Eukaryota; Metazoa; Arthropoda; Insecta; Hymenoptera; Pteromalidae
Product: neurofilament medium polypeptide-like
Exons: 6
Coding region: 154-1872 (572 amino acids)
Source: RefSeq, a predicted model, not a curated record
GUUAUUAUUUGCUGCAAGCUUCACGUUUGUUGUCGAAUCAGUCCUUCGUUCCCAAUCGUGUAUGCUCAAAUUUCGAAAACAUCAAAAUUCAUCGUACUUUUUCAGAAUGACAUUAAAUUAAACAAUAAACAAAUAAAAAAAAAAUAGCGAAAAAUGGCUGCAGCCAGUAAACCAAAGAAUCCACCGCAAACUGCUGCAGGGAGAAAGAAACCUAAAAAAAGCGCAAAAGCAAAGAUCAAAAAGAAACCGCGAAAGCUGCGACUGAAAGGAUGGUUGAAGUCACCGGAGGACUGGGCCAAGUUCAACGCGUGGGCGGCCGUGAACGCGUUGCCCCGAAAGCAGCCCGAACCGGAGCCCAUCAUCCGACCAUCCAAGCCUUUGCCUCGUCUAAAAAAGCGCAUCGCCAUCCUGUCGAAGCCCCCUCCAUCGCACGGAGAAGCUCAGCCCUGCGUGACUCGAGGCGUCUCGAAAGCAGCUCUGAAAGCCAGAGCAAGUCGCCGGACGAAGAAACUCGCGAGGCCAAACUGGAAGGACGAUCCGGACAACUGUCGCGAAUGGAAGGUCUCCAGGGCGGCGUUGCUGUACGAACCCAGUGAGAAUAUCGCGAAUAUCAGUCGCCCGGUGCUGAGGGCUGAACCCGAGGACUGCAGACCGGCUUACGCGGUCUCCAGAGGAGCAAUGAAGAGGAAGACCACCGAGAAAGACGAGGAGCUUGCGAGACCGAAGAGGGCCAGGGGGGCUGAGCCGGCUGGAGAGGAGAAGAAGAAGAAGAAAGACGAGGAGUUGUCACCAUGGGUGGACUUCCUGUCGUUGCCGGCGUACCGAGUUCUGAAGGACCAGGAGUCCGAGCAAGCCAUCAAGUGGAAGGUGAGGAUCCUGGACGAGAUGGAGGUGCGAGGCAAACAGGCGCUCGAGGAGCAAAGGAAGAAGCGGGAGGAGGAACAGGAGCGACAAAAGAAGAUUCGGGAAGCCGAGGCCAAAGAGGCGGAGCUCGAGGCCCAGAAGAGCAAGUCGACCGUCGGCGGAGAAGAGCAGAACGUCGAAGAGGAGGAACAAGAAGCCGAAGGAGAGCCGGCGGGAGAGGAAGAGGAGCCACCUGCAGAGAAGGUGGAAGUAGAUACAAAGUCGAAGUCGCAAGUGCAGUUCGGGGAGGAAAAAGUUGAGGAGGACGAGGAGACCAAGCGAAAGAGGCGGAUGGAAAAGGAGCCGUGGCGGUUCACCGAUUCGACCUGCAAAGAGUUUCCGUUGAAAAUUCCCCAAUACGCUCUGAAUUACGAAGCCACGAAGAAAAUCCUGCUAUUGUCGCAACCGAAGGAGAGAAAGGCAGAAGAUUGCAUGGAAGACCCAUUCAAAGUCAAGGAAUCGGCGAAAUCAGCGAGCGCGUCUCCGAAAAUAGAGGAAUUGGCGAAGCCCAAGUAUCCUGUGGAGCCCAAAGAGCGACCUCCACCUCGCGAGAAGGACCAGUUUGGACGGCCAAUCUUUCCACGGCCGGUCUACGGCAAGGUACUGCCGAAAGUCGAGCCGUACCAGAUGGGCGAGUGCAAGGACGACAAGAAGGACAAACAGGGCGACGAGGCUGAAGGAGGAGCCGAGGGUGUCGAGGAAGAAAAGGAUGACAAUAAGAAACAGCAAGAGAAUCAGAAGAAGAAACCGAUCGAUCCAAUCGCGAAUGCGCCGACGAUAGAUCCGAUCUUCGAUCCCUCCGGAGCCGCCAAACAGGCCCGAGAGAGAAAACGCGCUGCGGAACAAGCGGCUGAGAGUAAAGAAAACAAAGCAGAGAAGAGUGUGGAAGAGAAAGACGAAGAAGUUGCCGAUGCACCGGAAGUCGUCGUUGACGAGGCUGGAAAUGAAGACGAGAACGAGGAGGAGUGAACCAACAUUGUAAAACUAUAUCGUUAAAAUAAAAUACAUCGUCGUUUAGAUCCUUA